Messenger RNA from Nerophis lumbriciformis (worm pipefish), 3476 nucleotides. It is a transcript of the gene efna1b, whose product is annotated as ephrin-A1b. The record is from RefSeq and is a predicted model, not a curated record. NCBI's taxonomy places the organism in Eukaryota, Metazoa, Chordata, Actinopteri, Syngnathiformes, Syngnathidae. Gene Ontology annotation, molecular function: ephrin receptor binding. Gene Ontology annotation, biological process: axon guidance; ephrin receptor signaling pathway. Gene Ontology annotation, cellular component: plasma membrane.
CUUACUGUCCACAACUACAACUACUUCGGGACUUUUUUUUUGCGUGAUUUAAAGCACCAAUUCGACAUCAAACAUGGACGUGACGUGUGUGCUGUAUUUAGUGCUGAGCUUUGCCGCCUGCGUUGUCUCCGCGGAGAGACACAGCGUCUUUUGGAACAGCUCCAAUCCAAACUUCCUGUGGGACAAGUACGCGGUGGAUGUCAGUAUCAACGACUACCUGGACAUCAUCUGCCCCCACUACGCCCUCGGCGAGGUGACGCCGCACAGCGCCGAGCGCUACGUGCUGUACAUGGUGGACAAGGAGGACUACGAGGUGUGCAAGCCGCACUCCUUCGACCAGCUGCGGUGGGAGUGCUCGCGGCCCUUCGCCCCGCACGCCCCCGAAAAGUUCUCCGAGAAGUUCCAGCGCUUCACCCCCUUCACCCUGGGCAAGGAGUUCAGGCAGGGAGAGAGCUACUAUUACAUCUCCAAGCCAAUGCACCACCACGGCCAGGACUGCCUGCGUCUCAGGGUGGACGUGGCCGCCCAGAAAGGCUUGGGAAAACCUCGUCUGGACAAAGCCAAGAAAGUCCCGGAGGAAAGUCUGGAGGCGUCGAAAGCCAAGUUUGUGUCUGAGGGAGGAGUGCACAACCCCUCCAAUCGCCUCCCAGCAGACGACCCCACCGCCAUGGAGCCCAACGUUCUGAGGAGCGUAGGAAGCAGCGGAACGCGGACUAUCUCCUCGUCGCUGUUGCUCAUCACGCUCCUUGCGCUUUCUCUAGCGCUGAUGCUUCACUGAAAAGGAAAGAAAAAAAACAUUGCAAAAAAACACACCAGUGCUGGUCACUGGUGUCACGGACAAGACAGAGUUUUUAUACAAAGACGUGUGUGCGUGUGUGUGUGAGUGUUGUUGUGGUGUGAGUGUUGGGGUGUAGAGCGCUCCAAAGAAGAGGACCUCAAGUUGUUGGUUUUUUUAUACCUGAUAAUAACAAUGAAGCACCAUUUUGUUCUCAUACCACUCACCUGGUACAAUUCCUUUGUCUCAUUGUGUUCCUCUAUGUGUAGAGGGAGAAUGAGUCGUGUUGAUCGGAGAAAUAGUCACAUAGUGGCGUUUGUUAUGGAGGAUUUUUUUUAUCAUGUUAUUGUGUAUGUAGCACUCAACUUCACACUGGUCCCCAUGACAGCUAUCAUGUUCUUAUUCGGGUACAUAUUGCAGACACUCACUCAAACUACAGCAUUUUGACCCUUUUAAAAGUGCUUUAAUUGUGCAUGUAUUUAUUGACGUUUUAAAAUUAUUAUGACCGUCAUUAACCCCGAAAGUUAUCACACUCUGUUGUUUAUUUAGAUCACGGGUGGGGGAAACCUUCUUCCUGUCCGGAAAAAACCAAGGCAACAAAUUCUACUGCAGUAUUCACCUGGAUAUAAGACGACCCCGCAUUUUUUUUCAAACCAAUUUUUUUCCAAGUUAGUGAAAUAUGAAGAACAAAAUCUUUAGACCCCGAAUACACGACAACUGACUCUACAGAAUCUUUUAUUUAUAUAUUUAUUUUAAAACAAGCAUUUUUUUCAUUGUUUUUCAUCAGUGAAAAACAGCACCAAGAAAAAUCUCCAGAACCAAAAUAUAAGAAACCCCCUUUUUUUAAGCACGGUUUUUGGAAAGACAACUUAAAAAAAAUCAUAUUUUCAAUAUCAGUAAAAUAACAGUAGAAUUCUCCAGAUCCCGAAUAUAAGAAUACAAUCCAUCCAUCCAUCCAUUUUCUAUCGCUUGUCCCUCUCGGGGUUAAGACGAUAAAUGUUUUUGGAAAAUAUUUUUGGUCAUGUUUUCAAUAUCAUUGAACAAAACUCUGGACCCACAACGAAUAUAAGAUCAGAAGUAUUUUUCAAGAACUGUUUUUGAAAAAAAUAAAGAAACGAUAACAUCUCUAGACCUCAAUAAUUAGACAAUGCAUAUUUUUUUCAAACUGUUUUUGGAAAUGACGAAAAAUAUAUUAACCGUGUGUUUAUCAGUGAAACAACAACAAACAAAGGUUUACAAUAUCCUCUUUUUCAAAAACAGUUUUUUUGAAACAAUUUUUUUUAUCAUGUUUUCAAUAUUAUUGAAUAAAAGGAACAACAAAAUCUUUAGACGGCGACAAACAAAAGAUAACUAGUCUUUUUAAGACCUGUUUUUAACAUCAGGGAAUACAGCACCGACAAAAAUCUUUAGAUCCAAAAUAUAAGACAACUACUUUUUUUAGGCACCGUUUUUGUAAAGAAAAAACAUUUUUUUAAAUCAUAUUUCUAUAUCAGUGAAAUUACAUACAUCUCCAGAUUCAGAAUAUAAGACAACCCUCUUUUUCAAUAAUAGUUUUGGAAAAUAUUUUUUAUCAUGUUUUCAAUAUCCAUCCAUCCAUUUUCUACCCCUUAACCCUUAUUGAAAAAUCAAUCUAAAACCUGGACGAAUGUAAGAUAACCAUUCUUUUUUAAGACCUGUUUUCGGGGGGGAAAAAAAGAGAAAUAUGUUAACCGUGUUUUUUUAUAUUAGUGAAAUAACAACAAAUAUCUCCAGAUUUCAAAUAUCAGACGACGCCUCAGUUUUGGAAAAUGUUUUUUUAUAAUUUGUUAAACAUCAUUGAACAAAACCACAACAAAAUGUUUAGACAAAUAGAAGAUAACUAGUCAUUUUCAAGACCUUGUUUUUGGAAAAGACAAAAAACUCUGAAAAAAGCAACAACAAAUUGUUUAAACAGAUACAAGAUAACUCAUGUUUUCAAUAAAAUACUUUUUUUUUUUUAACUAUGUUUUUAAUAUCAGUGAAAUAACAAAUUAUCUCGACCCCAAAUAUAAGACCGCCCCUCUUUUUCAAAACCUGAUUUUGGAAAAGACAAUGAUAUUAAUUGUGAUUUUUUUUUUUUUAUAUCGGUGAAAAAAAGACGAAUAGUCCUUCUGAGGUGAAAAUCUACUGUAUGUCUUAUAUUCAGGUCAGUAUGGUCAUAUACAUAUAUAUAUAUAUAUAUAUAUAUAUAUAUAUAUAUAUAUAUAUAUAUAUACAGUGCUCAAUACCGUAGAGCGUAAUAUAUGUUAGGUCAGGAAAAAUCCCCUGAAGAGCAGGGAAACCUGCGAAACAGGCUUGUAGGGAUGAAAUAGGCUCAGUGUUUUUUUCCUGACCUAAUAUAUAUAUAUAUAUUAAUAUAAUAUAAUGUGAGCAUUCAGAAAAGUUUUUUUUAAUUCGGCCCGGUUGAAGUACUCCCGCGUGCCAUACAGGGCCCACAUGCUGCAGAUUGCCCACCCACCCCUGAUUAGUUUCAUUCUGGUGUCCAGUCUUUGGGACUGUCCUGGUACACAUUUACUGAAAACUCACCUAACCGAAGCGACUGAAAUACACACUGGCCACUUUGUUUUCCGUUAUUUGUGUUUUUUUUCUACUUGUUUUAUAUGUACAUAGGUAAAUAUAUGAAAACAAAUUGUUUUAAGAUGUGAAAAAAUGUUGUGGAAUAAAACAAAGGUGUUGUAAUAUA